Molecule: messenger RNA, 1630 nt
Organism: Sesamum indicum (sesame)
Lineage: Eukaryota; Viridiplantae; Streptophyta; Magnoliopsida; Lamiales; Pedaliaceae
Product: phospholipase A1-IIgamma
Biological process (GO): lipid metabolic process
Molecular function (GO): glycerophospholipid phospholipase A1 activity
Source: RefSeq, a predicted model, not a curated record
CCAAGAAUAUAUAAUUGCACAUGGACACUUCAACUUAUUUAAUCAAAUUAUACCUGUAUUUUUCCUUUAUUUUCUAAUCUGAUAGUUCAAGAAAGAGAGGCCACAGCCAGCCAGACCAUGCUUCCAUUAAUGGCUGUAUAAAUCUUUGGCUUGUUCCUUGCAUAAACCACUCCACACCCAUACCCCAUCAACGGCCUCUCAUCAACCUGAUCUGGUAGUUACUUAUUAAAGAGUUGCUUUUGGCAGUUUCUUGGUUACUGAAGAUAAGAACAUCGCAAUAUGAUUCUUCAAGGCAGGAUGAUGAGCUGCUUCAAGAGAAAGAAGAAAAGGAUGGUUACAGGCAACAAAGGGGCUGUAGGCAUAGCCAAAAGAUGGAAGCUUCUCAGUGGAACAAACCAAUGGGAAGGUCUGCUUGAUCCACUAGACCUUGAUCUUCGUCGUUACAUAAUUCACUAUGGAGAAAUGGCUCAAGCAGCGUACGACACUUUCAACUCCGAGAAGGCAUCAAAGUAUGCUGGAAGUAGUAGAUAUGCAAAGGAAAACCUCUUCUCUAAGGUUGGGAUAGAGCAGGCCAAUCCGUUCAAGUACCGUGUCACUAAGUACUUUUAUGCGACAUCAUCAACUAAAGUCCCUGAUGCGUUCAUCUUGAAGUCAUGGUCCAGGGAGGCGUGGAGUAGGGAAUCAAACUGGAUCGGGUACGUCGCUGUGGCUACGGAUGAAGGGAAAUCAGCAUUAGGCCGGAGGGACAUUUUGAUCGCGUGGAGAGGGACUAUUAGGACUCUUGAGUGGAUGAAUGAUUUUGAAUUUGCAACAGUUUCUGCACCAGAAAUCUUUGGAGGAAAUGAUGAGCCUAAUGUGCAUCUUGGAUGGUACUCCAUUUACACUUCUGACGAUCCGAGAUCACCAUUCAAUAAGACCAGUGCUAGAAACCAGGUUCUUACUGAGGUGAGAAGACUGGUGGAAGAGUACAAGAAUGAGGAAAUCAGCAUGACUGUAACCGGGCACAGCUUAGGCGCUGCAGUUUCUACACUAAACGCCAUCGACAUUGUCGUCAAUGGAUAUAAUAGGCCAAGAGACAUGCCGGACAAAGCUUGUCCUGUCACGGCCUUCCUCUUUGCCAGCCCUCGUGUUGGAGACUAUAAGUUCCGUAAAUUUUUGUCAACUCUACAGAAUCUUCAUAUUCUGCGUGUAACGAAUGCCAGAGACAUCGUCCCUACAUACCCGUUUGUGAACUAUGCAGAGGUCGGACAAGAGCUACCCAUCGACACGGACAAGUCGAACUACUUAAAAAGUCCUGGGAAUUUGAACAGUUGGCAUAACUUGGAGGCUUAUUUGCAUGGCGUUGCAGGGACGCAAGGAAGCAGAGGGGGGUUCAAAUUGGAAGUUAACAGGGAUAUUGCUCUGGUUAACAAGCAUUUGGAUGGGUUGAAAGAUGAAUAUUGUGUUCCAGUUUCAUGGUGGUGUGAGAAGCAUAAAGGUAUGGUGCAGCAAGAAGAUGGUUCCUGGAAAUUGAUGGAUCAUGAGGAUGAUGAUUUCUGAUCCAAGAAGGCCCUUGCACCAUACGCAACAGAUAGUUCAUUUGUAUGUCAGAGUUGUUUCUUUUCCUGAUAUAGAAACUGCAGUUAAUUUC